Messenger RNA from Ricinus communis (castor bean), 1259 nucleotides. Its product is annotated as PRA1 family protein A1. Lineage: Eukaryota; Viridiplantae; Streptophyta; Magnoliopsida; Malpighiales; Euphorbiaceae. The transcript is spliced from 8 exons. The record is from RefSeq and is a predicted model, not a curated record. Bases 160 to 789 code for a protein of 209 amino acids. Gene Ontology annotation, cellular component: membrane.
UCCAGUUUUGAUUGGCUGAUAUACGCAAACAGCCAAAACACACACACACGAUCGCUCGCUCCAUUUGCCUAAAACUUAUAUAGAUUCUGUGCUCUCUUCUUGUUCUUGCUCUUCUUCAUCGUUUUUGCUGCAUCUCGGGUUUCGCGUUAGGAGGCAGAGAUGGAUUGGGGAAACGUAACAGCAGAAGAUCUGAUGGAUGCACUUAGGGAGGUAGAUUGGUCAUCUCCACCACGUCCUCUCUCUGAAUUCUUUUCCAGAUUCACUUUUCCUAAAUCUUCUUCUAAAUGGAAUAGCCGCCUCAAGUGCAAUCUUUACUACUAUCGGACCAACUACUUCAUUAUGAUCAUUUUCAUUCUAGGUAUUGGCUUUCUUAGGCGGCCACUUGCUAUAGUUGCUGCUCUUUUAACAGCACUUACUAUUGCCUUUCUUAAUGAUAGCUUUGCAGGUACUUUUAGUGAAAAGGCGACAAGAACUGUGAGGCAAUUUUCUCCACAUUUAGCUGCUAAGAUGAGACCUCCUCUUACACCUGUUAUCCGUGGACGUCCAUCAGCUAAACGAGCGAUUCAUAUAUGUGGUCGGCCCCGUUGGGUGUUUGUUUUGAUAUUCUCUAUUGUGAGUUUCAUCCUUUGGUAUGCAUCUUGCGGCCUGUUGACUGUUCUGUGGGCGCUUGCUAUCGGUCUUCUUGCUACAAUCCUACAUGCAAGUUUUAGAACACCUAAUCUGAAAGCACGUCUGAAUACAUUCCGGGAGGAAUUUCGUACUGUUUGGCGUAAUUACAGUGAGCUGUAGCUUUGAUGGAACUUACAGCAUGUAAGGAUGCUUUGAUGAUUGGGAUGCUCAGUAUAGCUGCUUGUUCUCAGCUUGGGUUUAGCUGCUGGUUUUAUAGUUUUGCUGCUACAGAAUUUAACUCCCAAUGACUGGACCGGAAUUCUCAGGCGAAGGCUGCCAAUCUUCAUAGAUGUCCAACAUGAUGUAAAUUGUCAGAUUCUCUUCUUUCUGUAAAGCAAACUGUUGCCAUUUAUAUUCAUAUCUGAAGAAACCUACGGAAGUAAUUGGAGAAAACAUUCUUAGAAUUAUGGGCGAGUUAUUAAUAGCCCUUCUUGGUCUCAAGGAUUCUGUUACUUCAGAAAUGGCACCAUGUAAUUCCUCUUGCAUGAGUUACUGAUGUAAAAGAGUUGAGUUUGUUGUUGUUUCGAUGUGCUCAAUAUCUAUCAAAUGUUCAUUUGUGUGAAAUGAAGCAUUUUAAUAACUUUAAGAUA